This is a messenger RNA of Brenthis ino (lesser marbled fritillary), 1182 nucleotides long. Lineage: Eukaryota; Metazoa; Arthropoda; Insecta; Lepidoptera; Nymphalidae. The record is from the annotation of a GenBank genome assembly.
AUGGCUAGCGGCGGUGGCGGGCUGGUGCAGUCCCCGCCAGACAUGUUGCACCAUCAUAACAUCAUGGACACGUCGUCGCACGUCGAAAUGAUGCCGAAAAAGCUACGUCUGUCCCUCUGCGUCGGGUGCGGGGGUCAGAUACACGACCAAUAUAUACUUCGAGUAGCGCCCGACUUAGAAUGGCAUGCCGCUUGCUUGAAAUGUCAAGAAUGUAGGCAGUUCUUAGAUGAAUCCUGUACGUGCUUUGUGCGAGAUGGGAAGACGUAUUGCAAGAGAGAUUAUACUAGGUUAUUUGGUACAAAAUGCGACAAAUGCGGCGCUUCCUUUAGUAAAAACGACUUCGUGAUGCGAGCGAAGACGAAGAUAUAUCAUAUCGACUGUUUUAGGUGUUGCGCUUGCGCACGACAAUUAAUUCCUGGUGAUGAAUUCGCGUUAAGAGAAGGAGGUGCUUUAUAUUGUAGAGAAGAUCAUGACGUAUUAGAAAAAACAGCAAAUACAAGUGGCAGUAGUGGGAACGCAGAAAGCAACAAUAAUACAACACUAAGCAACAACAACUCGCACCAUCCACACGAACUGGGUUCUAUGUCAGAUUCUGGCAGUGAAUCCGGUUCACACAAGAGCGGUCGAGCUCGCCCCGGCGCCGCCGCCGACGGAAAACCUACUAGAGUUCGGACUGUCCUAAACGAAAAGCAGUUACAUACGCUUAGAACAUGUUACGCGGCUAAUCCUCGUCCAGACGCGUUAAUGAAAGAGCAGCUAGUUGAAAUGACUGGCCUCAGCCCGCGAGUGAUCAGAGUGUGGUUUCAAAACAAACGGUGCAAGGAUAAGAAAAAAACCAUGCAAUUAAAGAUGCAGAUGCAACAAGAGAAGGGUAUGGUGCAGGAAGGCCGGCGCCUGGGCUACAUGUCCAUGGGUGUGCCGCUAGUGGCGGGGUCGCCGGUGCGCCACGAGGCGGGGUCGCUCGCGCUUGAGGUGACCGCUUACCAGCCGCCUUGGAAAGCCCUGUCCGACUUCGCCUUACACGCGGACUUGGACCGAGCUCCGCAACAUAGCGCUGCUUUCCAACAACUUGUCAAUCAGAUGCACGGCUACGACAUACCUUCUCUCCCGCCUCCGAGACCUCACGGAGAGGACAACUAUGUUACUUACCUCGAGAGUGACGAUAGUCUUCCCCCCUCUCCC